AUGGCGGAUGUAGAUUACGUCUCUCCUGUUCUAACGUCUCAAAUCAAGUAUUCUCAGAUGCGUGAGGCAAUUGACAAAACCUUGCAACAAUUAUAUUGGGCUUGUCGCCGCAAAGAAGACUUUCCUGGUCGUCCUCCUGACCUGGAAAAGAGCACUGUUACCACCAACGAUAUCCUCGAAGCCUUGGGCCUCAUCGGAUCUGAGAUGAACGGGUUGAACCCGGAGGAAUCCUCAAACAUGGCUAAACGUACCCUCACUUCUCCUACCGGUGUGGAUUCUCUACAUACACAGCUCACUGAAACAACGGUACCGCUUCCAUCUCCAAAUGACCCGGAGCGUGGCAAAACGUCGCCUAUAUUGCUACCACGACUGGCAAUGAAGGGACAGCAGCCCCACAUGUCAAGUGAUGCUACUUUGCCACAAUUAGACCCUCUCCCUUGUACGACGCUAGAAGGGAGAAUUGAGACGGUCUCGAAAGAUGAACUAUCCAGAAGAGCGUCCGAAACAUACCUCGAACUCAACUCACAGCUCCAUGUUCCUACCUCUACCUUUGAGCCAACUCGUGGCCCGUCACAAAGUACUAUUUUUCUGAGCGCUCACCCAUCCCACAACACGACAUCUUGGAUAGCGCCCGUUAAUCACAUUGAGUUAGAUCCUUCCGGCCACAAUCUUGGAACUAGUACAGUCGACCGUGUACGCUUCAAUGCUCAGCCAACUUUGGUUAGCAUCUCCUCCGAGCCGGGUAUUGAAAUGCAUAAUUCGCCAAGAUGUCCUCCUACAAUAAUUGGAGAUGGUUUCUUACCUCCGUGGGCGGGUUCUUUGGAACCUGCAUACCAGGCUUCACAAAUUGGACGUCAGAACUAA
This is a messenger RNA of Rhinocladiella mackenziei CBS 650.93, 864 nucleotides long. RefSeq lists its product as uncharacterized. The record is from RefSeq and is a predicted model, not a curated record. The transcript has a single exon. Bases 1 to 864 code for a protein of 287 amino acids. NCBI's taxonomy places the organism in Eukaryota, Fungi, Ascomycota, Eurotiomycetes, Chaetothyriales, Herpotrichiellaceae.